Tilletiaria anomala UBC 951 is the source of this 2347-nucleotide messenger RNA. RefSeq lists its product as uncharacterized. Gene Ontology annotation, cellular component: nucleus; Dbf4-dependent protein kinase complex. Gene Ontology annotation, molecular function: nucleic acid binding; zinc ion binding; protein serine/threonine kinase activator activity. The record is from RefSeq and is a predicted model, not a curated record. The transcript is spliced from 5 exons. Gene Ontology annotation, biological process: regulation of cell cycle phase transition; positive regulation of nuclear cell cycle DNA replication. Lineage: Eukaryota; Fungi; Basidiomycota; Exobasidiomycetes; Georgefischeriales; Tilletiariaceae. Bases 427 to 2193 code for a protein of 588 amino acids.
UGACUGGUGGGUGAUUCGCAGGAGCUGUUCUUCUCUGUCUUUGGGACUCCUUGCGACAGCAUCAGGCAACUGCCAUAGAGCCAAGGGACGCCUCCUAGGAUCCCCAAUGCGGUACAGGAUACAGGCACACUGAGAGCCUGAGUCUCGGACCCGCCAGCUCGCAGCUUGAAGAAACCCCAGCCGCGUGAGGAACAGCAUCAGCUCACGCUCUGUGGCUCCUCAAGCUUGCCAUCUCCCACUGGAACCCCAACGUGAAGGCGCAGGAAAGGGAGAGCCUGGCAAAUGUAUUGCGGCAGGAUCAGCUAGACGCCAGAGACAGGCAAGGCGAGCGUGCUCACUUGCAACCCUGCCUCGAAGCUUCAGUAUUGAGCGAGCAUGGCAUCCAAGGUUGAAUUCGUCGGGCCUCCCCAGCGAGGCGCAGCGCCGAUGGCCGUCACUCCAAAGAAGCGGGCAGUACCUCUUGAGCAGGUCCACUUCCGCAACACUGCUCCUAGCCCCAGCAAGCGAAGCCGCUCCUCCAAGACGGAGAGUAGCAUGGACGUGGCAGCAGACGCGCCUAGCACAGGAACGGGGGAGAACCUCGCCAUGAGCAUCUCUGGCUUCACCGUGCGCGACCAGCAUCCUUUGCCUAAGCAGGAAGCGCCAGGUGCAACAACCUUAUUGAUGGGAAAGGAUCAGCAGCAUGGAAAGAAAGUCAUCGCAAAGACGAACAGAUCGGUAACUGAAACCACCACCCGUAUUGAUAAGUAUCCAAGGAUAUCAGAGGCUGAGCGCAUGGCGCGUGAGAAACAACGCGCCGUUGAGAUGGCUGCAUAUAGGAACAAGUACCGCAAGGCUUUCCCCACCUUCAUCUUCUAUUUGGACGAUUUCAAUGAUGCUGAAAAAGAAGAGCUUGCCGCACGCGUGGAAGCCUUGGGAGGUCAUGUGGAGCCUUUCUUCUCGAAGAGUUGCACGCAUCUAGUCUCCGGAAGAUCUUCCUUCAGCAAGCGCGAGGCAGCAGGCAAGGGAAGCAGUCGCGCAGGCGAUACUGCUUUGAGGGCCAAGGAGAACAUGAAUCUUCCAGUCGCCGCACGCAAUUCACUUCCUCUUAAUCAGGUUCCUAUUCAUUCCGACCGCAACCCAUUCGACGAAAAUGCUCGCCAACAAUCCAAUGAUGUACUCACAAAGGCCGCACGCUUGAACAUCAGGAUUUGGGUCAAGCAGAAAUUCCUCACAAUCCUUGACACGCUCGAGGAUAAAGUGCAGCUCUAUCAGCCUCCAGAAGUCCGUCAUGACCUUUCCCAUAUGCUGCAUCAAGAAAAGCUUCACGGAACGCUUGAACGAGACUUGCUUGCGCAGAGGCAAGAUCAUUAUUACUUCUCUAAGGGCUGCUAUUACCUGCUCGUGGAAGACGCCACGGGUGAGCAUCGUCCGAUUGCAAUUGAAGAGCAUAAGAAGACCGGGCCCCAUCACGACCCGAGCUGGCCAGUGCUGUACAACGAUGGCGAAGGCAGGUGCCCAUUCACGCGCUGCGAAGCUUUUCGCAGACGUCAGCAAGGGCCCUCACAAAAUGCGCAUCAGACACUUCGACGCUCGGUGUCCCUCAGCCAACUACGCAAGCCUUUGUUCCCUCCUCCAGCUGACUUGAAUCCUUUGACGACGGAGAUGCAACGAGACUAUCCUCUUGCUUCAGGCAACAGCGUGGCUAUCACUUCCAAUUGGGGCUCCACCACAUCGGCUCUGAACGAGCACGCGGGAGCGGGAGGCCAAGCCGCGAUGGACCCGCGUGUGGCUCAGCUCAGUCGCAGGACCAUGACCAUGACUCCAUCUGGCCACAAACUAGGAGCCAUGUACCCAAAGGAGCGAUUAGGACCCGUGAGACAGCUGUUGGCAAUGCGUGCAGCCAACAAAGGCGCGAAUCCUCUGGCCGGCAUGCGCAGAUCGGUCAGCACGAAUGAUGCAGUUCAGCGCGAGAGAGAGGACAAGAAGCCAGGCUAUUGCGAAAACUGCAGGGUCAAAUACGACGACUUUGACGAACACAUUGCGAGCCGCAAACACCGCAAGUUCGCGGUGAAUGAGCUGCACUUCGUCGAGAUCGAUUCCCUGAUCAGUCGGGUUGAGCGUGAGGUAGUCGAAAAAGAGGAUUACGACGAUCAUCCUUUCGAAAAUCCCGAGUGGUCCGACGACCAUCAUUCCGAGGAGUGGUCCGAUUGACUUACGUGCAUCCCACUCGCUCCAAAUUACAAGCUGUAUGAGCCCAAUCCAGGACCCCAGCCGAACAUCAACACCAGCACCGCCUCACAUUGUACGAUAUACAUCCUUUCAUCACAGCACAUGUACGUACGCAAGUCCAAUUAAAUGUCAAGUU